Messenger RNA from Platichthys flesus (European flounder), 5931 nucleotides. It is a transcript of the gene sardh, whose product is annotated as sarcosine dehydrogenase. Bases 183 to 2933 code for a protein of 916 amino acids. Lineage: Eukaryota; Metazoa; Chordata; Actinopteri; Pleuronectiformes; Pleuronectidae. The record is from RefSeq and is a predicted model, not a curated record. The transcript is spliced from 22 exons. Gene Ontology annotation, molecular function: oxidoreductase activity; protein binding. Gene Ontology annotation, cellular component: mitochondrion.
ACUACCACAGCAGCUUCUUCAUCUCCCACGCUGCACUUUUUAAAAAAGGUUCGAGCUCUCGGCCAUUUCCCCCCUGUAACUCUGCAAACUGUUCUUCUCCUCUUCCUCUCCCCCCUCUUCCUCCUCCUCCUUGGAUCGGGUGCGACCGGGUUGGUGUGUGUCAGCAGGAACCGAAGGUGACCAUGGCCUUCCUCUGGAGCGCAGCUCGGCGCUUGGUGUUGGCAGCGCGCCCCCCUCUCUCUCCUCUGUGCCGGACGAGUGCUCGGGCCUACAGCUCGACGCCCACCCAGGAAAAAAGUGUCCCCUACGAGAAGACGCUCCAACAGAAGGCGGGAACAUCCUCUGGUCCCACUAAACCUCUGCCCAGAUCAGCGGAUGCGGUGGUGAUCGGCGGCGGCAGCCUGGGCUGUCAGACCAUCUACCACCUGGCCAAAAUGGGAAUGACCAACGUGGUCCUGCUGGAGAGAGACAGACUCACCGCGGGCACCACCUGGCACACUGCAGGCCUGCUGUGGCAGCUCCGGCCCAGUGACGUUGAGGUUGAGCUCCUGGCCCACACCAGGAACGUGAUCAGCAAAGAUCUGGAGGAGGAGACGGGCCUCCACACGGGAUGGAUCGAGAAUGGAGGACUCUUCAUCGCCUCCAACAAGCAGAGACUGGACGAGUACAAGCGCCUCAUGUCGCUGGGUAAAGUUUACGGUAUUGAGUCCUACGUGCUGUCGCCUGCUGAGACCAAGGACCUGUAUCCUCUGAUGAACGUGGACGAUCUGUACGGAACCCUGUAUGUUCCAAAGGACGGCACCAUGGACCCGGCCGGCACCUGCACCACGCUGAGCAGAGCUGCCACAGCCAGGGGAGCCAAGGUGAUUGAGAACUGCCCUGUGUCUGGCAUCACCGUGCACACAGACGACUUCGGGGUGAAGAGGGUGAGGGCGGUGGAGACCCCCCACGGGACGAUUGAAACGUCUUGUGUGGUGAACUGUGCAGGUGUGUGGGCCCCCAAGCUCGGGGAAAUGGCUGGAGUCAGGGUUCCUCUCGUGGCGAUGCAUCAUGCCUAUGUGGUGACAGAGAGAAUUGAAGGCAUACAGAACAUGCCAAAUGUCAGGGACCAUGAUGCAUCAGUGUACCUGCGGCUCCAAGGUGACGCCCUGUCUGUGGGCGGCUACGAACAAAACCCCAUCUUCUGGGACGAGGUGUCUGAUAAGUUCGCCUUCAGUUUGUUCGACCUGGACUGGGAUGUAUUCACGCAACAUAUUGAGGGUGCGAUAAACCGAGUACCCAGUUUGGAGCAGACUGGCAUCAAGUCCACUGUAUGUGGUCCAGAAUCGUUCACGGCCGACCAUAAGCCGCUGAUGGGAGAAGCACCAGAGGUCAGAGGUUUCUUCCUGGGAUGUGGCUUCAACAGCGCGGGCAUGAUGCUGGGAGGAGGCUGUGGUCGAGAGCUGGCUCACUGGAUCAUACACGGCCGCCCUGAGAAGGACAUGUAUGGAUAUGACAUCAGGCGUUUCCACAACUCGCUGACGGACAACGCCCGCUGGAUCAGAGAGAGGAGCCACGAGUCGUAUGCUAAAAACUACUCCGUGGUGUUCCCCUUCGACGAGCCGCUGGCCAGUCGCAACAUGAGGAAAGACCCGUUCCAUCAGGUGCUGACGGAGCAGGGCUGUGUGUUCCAGGAGAGACAUGGCUGGGAGAGACCUGGCUGGUUCAACAAAGACGGGCCUGCGCCUGUUAAAGACUAUGAUUACUAUGGAGCUUAUGACAUUCAGACGAAUGUGGACCACAAGUACAGCGAUCUGUUGGGGAAGGAGUACACCUUCGACUUCCCCCCACAUCACGACGCGAUUAAGAGCGAGUGCCUCUCAUGUAGACACGGUGUGGCUGUGUUUGACAUGUCCUACUUUGGAAAGUUUUAUCUCACCGGACCAGAUGCCAAGAAGGCGGCUGAUUGGCUGUUCACUGCUGAUGUCAACAAGAAACCAGGCUCCACUGUGUAUACCUGCAUGCUGAACAAAAGAGGAGGGGCGGAGGCUGACCUGACGGUGAGCAGACUGGAGCCCGGCGCCGCCAUGCUGCCCCUGGCACCAGAAUCCAACGGUGAUGCAUACUACCUGGCCAUCGGAGGCGGCGUCGCCGAGCACAACUGGAACCACAUCAGAACCGUUCUUCAGGACCAGGGUUUCCGCUGCCAGCUGACAGACUACUCUGAGGAGAUGGGCAUGCUCAGCAUCCAGGGACCAAAGAGUCGAGAGGUUCUUCAGGAGGUGCUGGACACAGACCUGAGCAACGAAAGUUUCCCCUUCUCUACCCACAAGGUUGUAAACGCAGUGGGACAUCAGGUGCGAGCCAUGCGUCUGUCCUUUGUCGGGGAGCUCGGCUGGGAGCUGCACAUUCCCAAGGACGCUUGCCUUCCGGUCUACCAUGCUGUCAUGGCUGCUGGUGCGAAGCACGGCAUCAUCAACUCGGGCUACAGGGCCAUCGACUCGCUCAGCAUAGAGAAAGGCUACAGACAUUGGCACGCUGACCUCCGCCCGGACGACACCCCCUUGGAGGCGGGGCUAGCCUUCACCUGCAAACUAAAGAGUUCAAUCCCGUUCCUGGGUCGCGAUAGGCUGGAGGAACAGAAGAAGGAGGGGCUUAGGAGGCGCAUCGUCUGCUUCACCAUUGACGAGAAAGUACCGAUGUUCGGUCUGGAGGCCGUUUUCCGUAAUGGAGUGCCUGUCGGUCACCUAAGGCGUUCUGAUUAUGGCUUCUUCAUUGACAAAACUAUCGGUUAUGGAUAUAUCCGCAACCCUGAUGGAGGAGUGGUGAGUGCUGAUUUCAUAAAGAGCGGCGACUUCACCCUGGAGAGGAUGGGAGUGACGUACAAGGCCAAGGCCCACCUCAAAACUCCAUUCGAUCCUGAGAACAAACGGAUCAAAGGCAUCUAUGCUUGAGGACCACCGACGACAAAAACAAAGAAACUGAAAACAAACACAUUCUGGUUGGAGGACGAGGCUGAGGGAGGAGCAGCUGAUUCUUCUCUUCUCUUUCAUGGACGGUUUGAAAUCUGUAUCGAGGUGUUGAAGAGGUUCUGAAUUGAGUCUGUUGUGUCUGAGUGUCUUAAAGGUGAUUUAAGGUCUCGGCUCCAGGUUGUUGAUGUCCACUCUGGAUUUGUGGGGUUGGUAAAUAUGUCUUGUUAUCUCCUGUAAUCAGGCAGCAAACACAGCGGUAAUUGUGAUUCCCUCCCAUGACUCUACUGAAGGUGCAAUGGUGGCAAGUUUUACAUUAACUCCACCAUCUGCUGGCUUUUGAGACUAUAUCACAGCUAAUAGGGCUGAAAGUGACAGAUGUAUAUGCGUGUAUGGAAGCUCAUUACUGCCAACAUGAGAGGAAAAAGGAUCCUGUUAGCCAAUAUAAUGAGAAACUUUCACCAAGUAAUGGUUUACUAUCUUCAAAUAAAGAGAAACUUUCUCAAAACCUAAUCAUAGGGUACGAUCAUACUUACACGAAUGCAGCGGAAUAUCACGGCUUCACCGAAGUUGAACUCCACGCGAAGCCUCGCUGCUGAUUUGCCUGGCCACAGGAAGCAAAUGUCUUAUUCCCCCCCGCCCCCAGCUCACACAGAUUGGAUGUGAAGGUUUGUCACUGCUAUAUUUGUGCAUGUGUCCACAGUCUUGCUUACCUUGGAAAAACUGACUUAUUAUCUUAAAUAAUGAGAUAACAGGUUUCAUGAAAUAUUGACUGAGCAUCUUAAUCUUUCAAGAUAAAUGGUGUGUAACAGCAUUUUUAACAUUAUUUUACCCUUAUCUUCAUUUAAACAAGAAGAAAUACUUUCCCUUCCAAGUACAUCUGUACAUCUGUAGCUCCAUCUGUAACUUCUAUAGCUACUCUACUCAAGUUUCGCUUGUGUUGGGGAGCAUUUCAGUAUCUAAAAAAGUUCUGAACAUUAUGCUCCAGAACCAUCAUUGUCUUCCUCUUCUCCAGUAGCACUGAUGGGAAACCUUAGCUAGGUCACAUGACUUUGGUGAGUCUGAGUCCAAAUUCUGAGAAAGUUUGUCUUUAUUUUGAGGAUGGUUCUAAUUUAUAGACACCAUAUUUUACUUUUGUCAGGCCGUUAAUUCUAAUUUCUUCCUUAUUGUCCACAAUAUAUUUGAUCCUGUUGUGGUGCUGUAAUCUCUCGUGCAUUUUUCCUGCGAGACCAUAAAAAACUAUAUAAGGGAAUACGUCAAGUUUUCCCAAACUACUACACAGAUGCCCUGCAGGUGUCUGGAGUGAAUUACAAUGACUGAUCGUGUGCGGAUAGAAAUGAGUGUUACUCGCUCGUGUGUUGUCUAGAUGUGAGUGUUCAUCAGAGCCGGAGGAGCAGGUAGAAGAGAAACAGCCCGAGGCGCAGAGAGGAACAACCAGGGACUAAACACAGCUGAGGAAGUAUGAUGACAGGGAAAGAGUUCAGUUAACAAGAAGCAGCUGUUGAUGUUAACGUGCUGGUACAUUGUACCGAGUUAAAGAACUCCCGUUUGUCUUAUUUUUAUGUUGAAGUCGAACCUAAUACUGUGUGUAUCUGCUUCACAAUAUUCUCUGUAAACAGAUUCUAGUUUGACCAAUCCGGUUUGAGCAGGCUUUGAUCACCUGCAAGUAAAAGGGUCGGCAUGGAGAUAAGAGCAAAAGAGGCGAGAACGCAUAUACCAACAUGAAUCAGCUUUUUAAGUUACCUGCCUUCAUAUGCAGGUAUUGAGCCAAAAUGGCGUCCGGACUGUAACUGUAAACAGUGUUUUGGCAAAUGGAAGAUUAAAAAGUCUUGUCCCUGGAUUUCUGCUGUUUAAACAAGAAGUCUUAAAAUAUUAAAAUAUUGCUUCUUGCCCCCAGAGGCGAAUUCAUCGCCAGACGAGAGCCGAUGGACUCAACCUUAUUUCCAACAGUAUCUUUAAACUGGGAAGCAUCUACGUGGUGCGGCCAUUAAACACCACAUGAGCCUGAUUAGCAAACACUCAUCAUUUGAAACUGAGAGCUUAUUAAAGUGGAUUGGUGAUGGGUUCAGUGGGACUGACCUGUAGGACCUGAAAAAAUCACUCAUAUUCAUUGUGCUGAAUCAACAGCCUGAGUCUGUGCAGAAACAACUGUUGGUGCCUUUCCAUGUGAACUCUUUUGUGUUAAUAAGUGACAACAAGCUUAUUAACACAAGCUCGCUCCUAAUGCUCCUGUUUCAGGAGAAAGUGUGAAAAGAAGAAGACACUAGUUUAUCACCUUGUUAACUGAUUCAUGUCUUAAGUCCUGGUGCUGGUGCAUGUACAGUAAUUAAAGCUAUUUUGGUAAUUCUGUGUGUUUACAUGAGUGUCUUACGAGUCAACUACAAACUGUGCGUCUGUCGUGUGUUUACAUUAACGCUCUUCAGGCCAAAGAAGAACCGACGCACUGUGUGAACAUCAGCUAAAAACAGUGGUAGAAACUCGAGGAGGGCGUCCGUGUGUUUAACUCGCCUCUCAGAUGUGUGUGUGUGUGUGUGUGUGUGUGUGGCUCUAAAAAUGUUUACUAAUGUGGAAUGAUUCAUGGAUUCUGCCCAGAAAACCAUUAAUCACUCGAAUGGUUGUUCUAAGGAGUAGCUCAGGUUAAUAACAAGAUUUAUAUGGGAAAUGCGAAACCUACUGAUAAACACUAUCACCGCUGGUUCUCUACACCACAGGUUUCUCCUCGCGCAAUUUACCUUCUCCUCUUCCCUCAGUGUGACGGUGAUAAUAAAAGUGCUGUGAAGUGCAGACAAAUUAUUAAUUUCUCCUCCCUGAGCUUUUUAAAUAGGGUUUUUCGAAAAUGUUGCAUCCUUGUUAUUUCUGCCGUAGAGGUCAAAAGUGAUCAGUGGCUCGUUGACCAGUUCAACAUUAUGAACUUAAUGUUAAUUUAGGGAUUGAUUCUGUCCGAAGCCAUUCAUGUGUUAAUAAAUGCCUUUUUAACUGCCAA